AUGGUGGUUGACGAUGACAAUGACACCAUGAGGAAGAUGAGGGGGAACAAAAGAUCUUGGGGCGAGGAGGACAUCAUGCAGGACCACUUGCCGGACCCCAACAAGAACACAAAGAAGGCCAGGAAGGACUUCCAGAACCAGUACUUUGUGGGGGGCAUGAGAAACCCGAGUAUGGCUGUCAAGCGGCUGGGACUGGUCAAGGAAGCGGGACAGGACAUUCUACGCUUGUGGAACGCCUUCUUGAAGGAGAACCCUGCAGCUUUGGAAGCAGCAAGGUCUUGCGGCUCAGAUCGUUGCUGCUUGGACGACAGGGUGGCCAAAGACUGGACCUUACGGCUUGGGAGGCUCCUCAAGGUGGAGACGGGGUCAUCGGUCAAGUUGAAGGGCAAAUUUGGCUUUCAGUCUCCACUGAACGCCCCUAUGUGGAAGGCCUGGCAGAAGUACUCCCGAGACCCCGAUGAGCACUUGCACGUGUGGGCCGUGACGGGUGCUCCUCUUGGCAUGGACGCUGAGAUACCGGAUUCUGGAGGCGUCUUUCCGCCGGCAGAGGAAGAGUCCGAGCAGGCACAAUUAGCCCCAGAGCUGGAAGUGCAACUUGGCAUGGGCAAUUACAAAUCCAUGCAAGACGAUGCUGAAGGUGCACGACAAGAACUGGACAGACUGGUGUCCAGAGGGUUCGCCGCCUACCUGACGAAAGGGGAGGCGAGACAACACUUCCACAGGGCCAUCCUCAGCAAGUUGGCCCUUAUUACAAAGGCGAAGGACUCCGGAGUGAAGAAGCUGCGGAUCAUCAUCGACCUGCUCCGGUCGGGAGGCAAUGAUCGAGCGAGAGUGCCCGAGAGGAUCAUUUUACCAAGAAUCUCUGACGUGGUCGGCUCCCUGAGGGAACUCUACCGGCUACGAAUCCGAAUGACCAAACAUGGGAGCGAGAACUGGGAGUUUGAGCUCAUCAGUGCCGAUCUGGCGGACGCCUACAUGCACUUCGGAGUUCACCCAUCAGAGCUUCAAAACUGCCUGGCGACCGGCUUGGAGGAAAAUGAGCUGGUGCUGUUCCAGGCAAUGAGCUUUGGAUUCAAGGGCGCGCCAUUGGUGAUGGGCCGGCUCUCGGCAGCAGCAAUGAGGCUGUUUCAGGCGAUGAUGCCUGACUCCCAGGGUCAGAUCCAAUGCUACAUGGACGACCCCCUCAUGGUCCUGCAGGGACCGCCACACGAGAGACAGGCCAUUCUGGCCAUGAUCAUCUACACAGCCCAUGCCUUCGGCUUGCAGCUGUCCUAUGGCAAGGCGGAGAGGGGCACCAAGCUCUCGUGGAUUGGGGUCAACAUCGGGGUCGACGAGGUGAACAAGCUGAUCAUUCUCAGUCCUCCGGAAAAGUUGGUUUCGGAGGUCACGUUGCGUUUGAGGACGUGGGACUCCAUGCUCAGCUUGAAAUCCCUGAAGUCAACGACGGGGAAGUUGAGCUGGAUUGCGGGGAUCAUCCCGCGGUGCCGGUGGGCGGUGUCCAUCCUCUACGGUGUCAUCGCAGACCAUGAGCGCGAUGUGGCAUCGGGGGCCGAAGCUCGAAGGGCAGCCGCCAGAGAAGAUCAAAGAGACAAGUCAGGUCUCGUGCCGGCAAAGAGAAUGCGCCUGGCCAGAGAAUGGCUGCUCAAGAUGCUGGAGGCACAGGAAGUGUGGCGGGCGAGAAAAGCCCCCCUGGUUGACGAGGCCGCCAUCACGACGGACGCAUCCCCCCUGGGCUUGGGCGCAGUCCUGUCCGCCAUCAACCACGGAACCCAGGAGCUGGUGCCAUUGGCAGCGGUGAAGGGCAAAGUCACCAGGAACAUGGCGGCGACGUUGGGCAUCAAACACAAUUCUCGGAUGGCCCCGGGAUCAGCCAUCGCAGACGGCAAACGUUCCAGAGCAACACAAGAGGGGCGGGACGAGCCGCGGACAGUCGCGGACUCCGGCGGACAUUUCGCGGACUUCGUCAUUUCCUCUGGGCAGGUCGGUGCACUGGUGCAGCUCGACCAGAUCAUUGGCAAUGGACUGCUGAAAUAUCUCUAUGUGAUAACUGUCCAGCAGGACCUCGCAGCGCUUCCACUGAUCUGUCCAGCCGCCAAAGACGAAGCAACAAAUGGUCUGCUGCUCGAUGCCAUCUUCUUGGCAGACCAGACCCCAAUCUUCUUUCAGGCCGUCUUGGAGGCGUGGACAGUCUUGCUGGCCAUUCGGUACUGGGUCUUCAAACUACGUGAUCAGAAGAUCCUCCUGAAGGCAGACUCCACGGUGGCCUUGGCAGUCUCAAAGAAGCUCUCGUCUUCUACCCCAACGCUGAAUUGGGUGGGCGCUGAGCUGGGCCUGGUCUUGGAGACCCACAGCAUGGGCGAGCUGACCAUCCACCACCUGGCGGGCAAGUUGAACGUGGUGGCAGACCACCUUUCUCGCCCUGAUAAGGAGGGCCCUCCGCCAGGUUUAGGCGAUGUCCAGGCCCGAGUCAUGAAUGAGGCUUGGAUGCUGGAUAGCCGAUUGCCUCCUCCGGGGGUGCAGCCGGAGUUGUGGGGAAAGACCCCAGGUGGAGGACGACUCCACCUUGUCUUGGGCACAACUGGCUGGGUGUGCCCUAUGCUGUCUCUGCUGUUACGGCGUCGGCACGGCGAUGGUACGGGGCAGCAGAUUGAUCUGGGCGCGGUUCUGGACCACAUGGCAGGGAGUGGCGCCCAAGCUGAAGGAGAAAAUUCAGGAGAAGGAUUCACCCCAAAUCCAAGUCCCAUCACUGGUUCGGGAUCAGAGCGCACAAACGGACCAGGGGACCUAUUUUGGCUCCUCCCCAAAGCCAAGGCAGUUGGACACUCCCAGAAAGGCCGUGAGGAAGAACAUCCUCUUGGACAUGGCUCAAAGAGCUCAACCAGUGAUCCAGGAAGUGGAGGCCAGAAAACACUGGUCAACACAGAGCAGGGAAAACCCAGCCCAGGGAGAAACGUGCUGACCGGACAGAAGGACAUGGGCAUCCUCCAGAUCGCCAAGAUGGGCUCCUUCCAGAAGAAGGUAGCUAUCUUCCGAAACAAUUUCUUCGCAGCCACAUCAGCGAGAUCCCGGGCAUGCAAGCGUGCGGAGGUGGUUAAGCUGGCGAAAUCGGUGAGUGGGAGGAACAGCAUCCUGCCAUUGAGCAAGGAGUUGGUAGAGUCGGUCGCGGCGGCUCUCAAAGAGUCAGGCAUGAAAUCUGGCUCCCAGUACCUGAUAGAACUCAAGCUCAUGCAUGUGGAAGCGGGCUACGAGGUAGAGGCUUGGCUGAAGAGGACCUUUGACCUCUGCAGGAAAGCUCUGGACAGGCUUAGAGGCCCCCCUGUGAGAGCUGCUGAGGUGAGAGUGGCCUCCUGGGACUCUGAAGCAUUGGAGGCCAGAACAGUGGGCAAGGGCCUCCCGGAAACAACUCGUCUAGCCUUCGCCUGGGCUUCAGUGUGGAUGCUGAGGGAAAUCGAGCUCCGCAAGAUGAAGUUGCAGGACAUCACCUUCCCAGGAGAGGUGUUGUGGCAAGAGUCCUUGCUCACCUAUGUGCCCAUGGGCUCUGGGUUGGAAGGUGGAAAUCCAAUGUGGUCCUCCAGUAUGCAGAGGAGGCUUUACAAGAGAAAGCCAUCUCCGUCCCGGGUCUACAUGCCCAAGAGGAGGCCUACUCCAUUCUCUACAGUCACCCCGAUAUCUUUGGAUGGUGACAAAAGCAAGAGGAUGGAAGGGCCGCCCAAGACACCUGGUGACGAAAGCAUCUUGGAAUUUGGGAAUGUCCUCGUGGACAACGGCGUGCGGGUGGAAUUUCGCUCUGAAGUCAUCAGACUUCUACUUUGUAUCUGGGGCCGUCACGGACAAGCUGAAGUGCACCAAAUGCUGCGCUCUGGAAACGCCAAGAAAGAAGCGCAGACAAACAUGACUCACCAGCUGUUGAAAAUUGAGAACUUGGAGGGAGGGUGGGUCAGAUAUGUCUGCUCCGCAGGCCAGGAGGCUUGCGUGUGUCACAUGAGCACAAUGGCCGGUGCCAUAGGUUCAGCCGAUGGAUCGUCGCGAGUGUUUUCUGGAGAUAACGAGGAUGGCAAAGAGUACAAGAGAUGGAAGGUCUGGGUAACGAACAAACUUCUUACCUUAGAUAGCAAGGUGUCAACCAAAGCUCGUGGAGCGUAUGUGUACACUUUGCUUUCUGGAAAAGCUUUAGAGUGUGUUGAACAUCUAGAGCCAAGUGAGUACCAAGUUGAAAAUGGUGAGCAAAAGCUGUUUUCCUUGCUGGAUGAACGUUUUCCGCAGAAGGAUGCCAGUGACGAGAUGAGUGAGACGCUCACCCAGGUUUUCAAUUUGAAAGCUGCCGAAGGCGAAUCUCUGAAGGUGUGGAUUUCCCGCGCCACUGAGCUGUUUGACCGUUGCAGUAGAAAAUGCCAAGUCACCUUUCCGGAAGAGGCAAAAGGAUGGAUUUUGCUUCAUCGUUCAGGCCUGAAUGAUGAGCAGAAGGCUGUUAUUUUGGCCCGUAGCGGUGGGGUCAUGAAGCGUGAGACUGUUGGAAAAGCAAUGAGGUCGUGUUAUCCCGAGUUUACAGCACCAAAGAGAAAGAUGUUUGGAGCUGGAUUGAUAGAACAUGAUCCACCUAUGCCUGAAGAACACGAGGAUGAUCCUCUUUUUCAGGAGGUAGAAUCUUUUCUGGCAGAACAUGAAACUCUCUUGCCUGGAGAAGGUGAUGACGAAGAUGUCUAUGAGGAGGCAGAGGUAGCUGAAGCCCUUGCCGUUUCCUGGAAAGACAAACGCAAAGAGUUGUCAAAGAUGCAGAGAUCGAGACGUUUUGGAGCUGCUCAAGACCUGAAAAGGUCUUAUCGCGUAGAAAUUGAAGAACUCAAGCGCAAGACGCGCUGCCAUCGCUGCAAUCAAAUUGGACACUGGUCCAGAGACUGCAAACAAUCUAAGAAGGGAAAGGGUCGAGGAUCAGCACAAAAUAGUUCAGCCAAGGGUUCCGACUCAGGUGCUGCUUUGGUGCAAACUGUCGAAGAACAUUUUGUAGCUGCAGUUCAAUGUGAGGAUGAUUCACAUAGCAUUUUGAGGCUUCUCAAGUCUCGCCGUGCCGCUCGUGAAGUGCAGUUUGCUGAAUCAUGUGUGUCAAAAGACAUUCAGCCUGAAAUUUUUCUGGUGAGCUCUCCUGGUUUCGGUGUCAUCGAUAGUGGUUGCGGAAGAACAAUCAUUGGAGAAUCGACGUUGGAAGAGUUCAAACACAUGUGGACUGCUCGUGGCAUCGAAGUGCCACCACCUGCACGUGAGAUCAACCACUUCAAGUAUGGCAAUGGAGAAAGAGAAACAUCUGAAACUGUCAUGAAACUUCCAGUGGUCAUCGCCGGUGUCACUGGAACCAUUAAGGCUGCGGUUGUCAAGGGACAAGCUCCUCUCUUGAUUUCACGUAGUGCACUUCAAACACUGAAAGCUGUUGUGGAUUUUGGUAACAACAAGAUGCAUUUGUUUGAGAGCAAGGCCACUGUCCCUCUUCUCACCAAUGAAGCUGGACAGUAUAUCAUCAGUGUUGUGAGUGAUUUGAAUCAGGAGACAUCCUCUGAGUCUUUCCAAGAGAUCAUGAUGAACGAAGUGAAUCCGAAGGUAGCCACUCAGGAUGGCUCAAACGAUGUGCCUGCAGCUGAACUACCUGAUCAAUCGUCGCCCGACGAUGUGCCCAGCGAUGUGAACUCUCCAGAGGAAAAGGUGAUCACCGCUGAGUGUCUGCCUGUGCAUUGCAUCCGUCAAUUAGAAGCUCAGGUGAAAAAGCCAGUGGAGGAGUCCAAGCCUAGUGUAGGAAACAAACCUUUUCUUGUGGCUGAGGUGUUUUGUCCUCCGCGUUUUGCUCCUCUGAUUCAUGGUUUAGAUGCUGAGUGCAAAUCAUACGAUCUCAAGACAGGCUACGACUUUUCUCAAGCAGAAGUGCGUGAUUCCGUAGCCGAAGAGCUGCGGACCAAUCCACCGGAUCUUUUGGUCCUAUGCCCACCAUGCACUGAUGAAGGCGGUUGGUUCAAUUUGAAUGCUUGCCACAUGGACCCCCAGGAAUAUAUUAGAAGGGUUCGUCGUAGUCGCAUGUUCAUUUGA
Cladocopium goreaui is the source of this 6069-nucleotide messenger RNA. Lineage: Eukaryota; Dinophyceae; Suessiales; Symbiodiniaceae. The record is from the annotation of a GenBank genome assembly.